Ceraceosorus bombacis is the source of this 1176-nucleotide messenger RNA. The record is from the annotation of a GenBank genome assembly. NCBI's taxonomy places the organism in Eukaryota, Fungi, Basidiomycota, Exobasidiomycetes, Ceraceosorales, Ceraceosoraceae.
AUGGUGGAUUCCAACUUUAAGCCUAUUCAGCUCUACACCUGGAGCACUCCCAACGGAGUCAAGGUGCACACUUUGCUGGAAGAGCUCAAGGCUGCUUAUCCCGGCUUCUCCUACGAUGCUCAUUCCCUAGACAUUCUCAGCGCCGAUGAGCCCCAAAAGAAGCCUGAUUUUCUCAAGAUCAAUCCAAACGGAAGGAUUCCUGCCAUCGUUGACCCGAAUCAUGACAAUUUCAACGUCUUUGAGUCGGCCGCGAUCUUGCUCUGGCUCGAGAAGGCGUACGAUCCCAAGCACCUGUUCAGCUGGCCCUCUAGCGACCCCAACGCUGACAAGCUCCGCAGCGAGGUGAGUCGCGUGCAAGAAAACAAAAACGUCCAUCUCUGAAGCAUCUCUCGUCCAUUACCUUACAGGUUCUCCAAUGGAUCUACUUUGUUCACGGCGGCGUCGGCCCGAUGCAAGGCCAAGCCAAUCAUUUCAGGGGUCAAGCGACAGGCGCGAGCAAGAACGUGAUCCCUUAUGCGCUCAAGCGGUGAGUGCUGGUAGCAGGAAGAUCACGCAUGCUCUUGAUGCUGAACCUUCGUAUCGCGCUCGUAUUCGACAGCUACCAAAACGAGACGAAGAGACUGUAUAGCGUUCUCGAGGAGCGACUUCAGGGUCGUGACUGGCUCGUUGGCGAAGGCAAGGGCAAAUACACGCUUGCUGACAUCAACGCCUUCGGCUGGGUUUGUGAGUAUGCUCACGCAUUGCUCUAGCUCGAAAUUUGUCGUGAGGAGAAUAAGCAGCUGUGUGCUGACGUCCACGCGUUACUUUUUCAGCUUGGCACGCAUUUGCGGGAAUCCCGCGCAGCGAUCUGGGGCCAAACCUCCAACGCUGGCUCAAGAAGUGAGUGACUGCCAGCGCCACGACGAAGGUUUACACGCUGCGACCUUGCUAAUCCUUGCCGCGUCUCCGCUUCGUAGCAACUACGACCGACCAGCUGUUCAGGCCAGUAUUCUAGUGCCCGACAACAACCAAGAGAAGGUCAAGAAGCUGUUGGACCCCAACUUUGUUGCAGAGGUGAGAGCGCUGCCUAGCCCGUCGUCAAGUCAACAUGAACACAUGGGGGCCAUGCUGACCUUUGCGAAGAAUCCGCCGCUUUCUUCUUCGCCGCGCCUUUGACAGAACCCAAAGCUGGACUGA